Messenger RNA from Cavia porcellus (domestic guinea pig), 8719 nucleotides. RefSeq names its product FERM and PDZ domain containing 4 (gene Frmpd4). The transcript is spliced from 17 exons. The record is from RefSeq and is a predicted model, not a curated record. Gene Ontology annotation, molecular function: phosphatidylinositol-4,5-bisphosphate binding; protein binding. NCBI's taxonomy places the organism in Eukaryota, Metazoa, Chordata, Mammalia, Rodentia, Caviidae. Gene Ontology annotation, cellular component: cytoskeleton; dendritic spine. The coding region runs from base 774 to 6023 and encodes 1749 amino acids.
UGCCUCGGCAUUAGGCAUUCUCCUCGUGUUUCACAUAAAUGCAUCCUGUUCUCAGGAGCAGACGAGCAGUGCGUUUGCACUGGCUCAUUCAAAUUGAAUGUUGGUAAAAGGAGAGUUCUGAGCAAACAGAACAGUUUGGCAUCUUUGAAGGCAGGAGCAAGGUUAAGCUGUCGGCUGCAUUCUCUGCUAUUUAUUGGACAUUUGUUUGCUGGCCAUGAUGCAUGCUUAAGGUACGUUUCAAAGAGGCACCUAUCGGGUGGCUGAUGCCCGCAUGGCACAGACCCCCCCAAGUGGUUUUGCUCAGGAGCUUUUGGGCAAUAAAGUUCAAAGCUUCAUGUGUUAUCUCCAAGCCUACUGUGGAUAAUGUUUUGCUGAAAGCGAAAGCUCCUCUGGAGAGGCAGUUUGUAUUGUAUUUUUUUUCUUCUUGUUGUUGUUCUUUUUCAAUGCUGCAGCUUUAACUUUGUCACAACAAGGGUAAGGAGAGGGAGCCUGGAGAGAGCGUUUUGCAACAUGCUUUUUCAAUUAGUUUGAAUGGGAAUGUAGCGUCGCCAGCGGCAGUUGCUCCCCUGUUUUCUGGUCAUGUGCUCUGAGGAAUAAAGACACUGUAGGGCAGUGAACCUGAACUUGGCCCAUUCAUCCAUACUGCAUUGAGUGAUUGCAUGGAGUGGAGUCAAAUGCCACUUGGGGGUGAAGAGCACACAUCGUCUUGUACUCCUGCUGGAUAUAUUAGAAAGGAGGACCCUUGACAGAAUCCAGUAAUUAAAAGCCACAGGAUGAAGUCUUCAGGCUGGCCACCUCCCUCAGGAACCUGGGGUUUGAACCAGGUGCCACCGUAUGGAUGGGAGAUGAUGACAAACAGAGACGGGCGAGACUACUUCAUCAAUCACAUGACACAAGCAAUUCCAUUCGAUGACCCUCGGUUAGAGAGCUGCCAAAUCAUCCCUCCAGCUCCUCGGAAGGUGGAAAUGAGGAGGGACCCUGUGCUGGGAUUUGGCUUUGUGGCAGGGAGUGAAAAGCCAGUGGUCGUCCGCUCAGUAACACCAGGUGGCCCCUCGGAAGGCAAACUGAUCCCGGGAGAUCAGAUCGUAAUGAUUAAUGAUGAGCCGGUCAGUGCAGCACCCAGGGAGCGGGUCAUCGACCUGGUCAGAAGCUGCAAAGAAUCGAUACUCCUCACUGUCAUUCAGCCUUAUCCUUCUCCUAAAUCAGCAUUUAUUAGUGCUGCGAAAAAGGCAAGAUUAAAGUCCAACCCAGUCAAAGUGCGCUUUUCUGAGGAGGUCAUCAUCAAUGGCCAAGUAUCGGAAACAGUUAAAGACAAUUCACUUCUUUUUAUGCCAAAUGUUUUGAAAGUCUAUCUGGAAAAUGGGCAGACCAAAUCCUUUCGCUUUGACUGCAGCACCUCCAUAAAGGAUGUCAUCUUAACUCUUCAAGAGAAGCUCUCCAUCAAAGGCAUCGAGCACUUCUCCCUCAUGCUGGAGCAGAGGACAGAAGGGGCUGGGACCAAGUUGCUCUUGCUGCAUGAACAGGAGACGCUAACUCAGGUGACACAGAGGCCCAGCUCCCAUAAGAUGAGGUGUCUUUUCCGAAUUAGCUUUGUCCCAAAGGAUCCAAUCGACCUGUUAAGGAGAGAUCCAGUUGCUUUUGAGUAUCUAUAUGUUCAGAGUUGUAACGAUGUCGUCCAGGAGCGCUUCGGGCCAGAGCUGAAAUAUGACAUCGCCUUGCGGCUGGCCGCCUUACAGAUGUACAUCGCCACUGUCACCACCAAGCAGACACAGAAAAUCUCCCUCAAGUACAUCGAGAAAGAAUGGGGUUUAGAGACUUUCCUUCCCUCUGCUGUGCUGCAAAGCAUGAAGGAGAAGAACAUCAAGAAAGCACUUUCACACCUUGUCAAAGCAAAUCAAAACUUGGUACCACCGGGUAAAAAGCUCUCUGCACUUCAGGCCAAGGUCCACUAUCUCAAGUUCCUCAGCGACCUGCGACUCUAUGGGGGCCGUGUGUUCAAGGCAACGUUAGUGCAGGCAGAAAAACGCUCAGAAGUGACUCUUCUAGUUGGGCCCCGGUAUGGCAUAAGCCAUGUCAUAAACACCAAAACCAACCUGGUGGCUCUUUUAGCUGACUUCAGCCAUGUCAACAGGAUCGAAAUGUUUACUGAAGAGGAGAAUUUGGUGAGGGUGGAACUCCACGUACUAGAUGUGAAGCCCAUCACACUUCUGAUGGAAUCAUCUGAUGCCAUGAACCUAGCCUGCCUAACUGCUGGGUACUACAGGCUUCUUGUCGAUUCCAGGAGGUCUAUAUUUAACAUGGCCAACAAGAAAAAUGCAGGCACCCAGGACACAGGAACUGAAAAUAAAGGAAAGAAUAACCUCCUUGGCCCAGAGUGGAACUGCAUGCCCCAGAUGACCACUUUCAUUGGCGAGGGGGAGCAGGAAGCCCAGAUAACGUACAUAGAUUCAAAACAGAAGACAGUGGAGAUUCCAGAAAGCACCAUGUGUCCAAAAGAGCACCGGCACUUGUAUAUGGACACUACCUAUAAUUCUGAUGGGCUGAACCAGCAGCUGACCCAACCUGGGAAUGCCCCCUGUGAGGCAGACUAUAGAAGUCUAGCCCAGCGGUCCCUAUUGACCCUCUCAGGACCAGAAACUCUGAAGAAAGCACAGGAAUCUCCACGAGGAGCUAAAGUGUCCUUUAUUUUUGGAGAUCUUGCCUUGGAUGAUGGUAUGAGUCCCCCCACUCUGGGCUAUGAAAGACUGUUAGAUGAGAGUCCAGAAGUGCUUGCAAAGCAAAGGAACCUAUAUAUCAGCAGUGCCAAUGACAUGAAGAACCUGGAUCUCGCUCCCGACACUGAGAAUAUCCAGUUUGUUGCAAAUUCUGUUUACGCCAACAUAGGUGAUGUGAAGAACUUUGAGGCCCCUGAGGGGAUAGAGGAGCCUCUCUUACAUGACAUCUGUUAUGCAGAAAACACCGACGACGCAGAGGACGAGGAUGAGGUGAGCUGUGAGGAGGACCUCGUAGUGAGUGAAAUGAACCAGCCAGCCAUCCUCGACCUGUCAGGGUCAAGUGACGACAUCAUUGACCUGACAUCCCUGCCCCCUCCAGAAGGUGAUGACAAUGAGGAUGACUUCCUGCUACGGUCCUUGAACAUGGCCAUCGCUGCCCCACCACCUGGCUUUAGGGACAGUUCAGAUGAGGAGGACACUCAGAGCCAGGCAGCUUCCUUCCAUGAGGAUAAGGAACAAGGUGGCAACCCGCAAAGCGAUGAGAUCCCCGUGUCCCUCAUUGAUGCUGUGCCCACCAGUGCAGAAGGCAAGUGUGAGAAGGGGCUAGACAACGCUGUCGUCUCCACGCUGGAAGCUUUAGAAGCUCUGUCCGUGUCAGAAGAGCAACAGACCAGUGACAAUUCAGGUGUAGCCAUCUUGCGAGCUUAUAGUCCUGAGUCCUCGUCGGACUCGGGCAAUGAAACUAACUCCUCUGAAAUGACUGAGAGUUCUGAACUGGCCGCAGCACAAAAGCAGUCAGAAAGCCUCUCCCGCAUGCUCUUGGCCACUCACGAAGGCUACCAUCCUCUUGCAGAAGAGCAGACAGAGUUCCCCGCCUCCAAAGCCCCCUCAGGGGCCUUGCCUCCCAAGUCCUCAUCCCAUGGCCUGGCUGCUCGCCCAGCACCCGAUCUCCCACCCAAAGUUGUGCCUUCCAAGCAGAUGCUUCACUCAGACCACAUGGAAAUGGAGCCGGAAACCAUGGAGACCAAGUCGGUCACUGACUAUUUUAGCAAAGUGCACAUGGGGUCAGUGGCAUACUCUUGCACCAGCAAAAGGAAAAGCAAGCUGCCUGAGGGGGAGGGGAAAGCUGCCUCAAGUGGGAACAUCCCCAUCCCAGGGAAAAAACACCAAGGAACCAAAACGGCAGAGAUGGAAGAGGAAGCCAAAGGAAAAUUUGGCACUGUGUCUUCCAGGGACAGUCAGCACCUCGGCACGUUUAACCUGGAGAGAACUGCCUUUCGCAAGGACAGCCAAAGAUGGUAUGUGGCCAGUGAAGGUGGGGGGGCAGAGAAAAGUGGCUUGGAGGCAGCAAGCGGGAAAGCCUUCCCCAGACCUCCUGGGCUUGGGGCCAGGGAGACUGAAGGGCAGGAGGAAGGGGCUCUGGAUGGAGAAGCCGGCACUGUGUCAGGACUUGGCCAAGGGGACCGCUUCUUAACAGAUGUGUCCUGCAUGUCUUCAGCCAAAGACUUAGACAACCCUGAGGACACUGACUCGCCCACUUGUGACCAUGCCUCCAAGCUUCCAGAGGCAGAAGAGAGUGUGGCCCACCUUUGUGACUACCAUUUGGCCAAGCGGAUGUCAUCAUUGCAGAGUGAGGGGCACUUUUCUCUACAGAGCUCUCAAGGCUCUUCAGUGGACACAGGCUGUGCCCCAGGCAGCAGCAGCAGCGCCUGUGCCACUCCUGUGGAGUCGCCUCUCUGCCCCUCCAUGGGGAAGCACUUGAUUCCAGAUGCUUCUGGGAAAGGCAUGAGUUACAUUCCUUCAGAGGAGAGAGCCUCAGGCCUCGCCAGCCAUGGAACCACCUUUAAGGAACUGCACCCACAGACAGAAGGAAUGUGUCCGCGGAUGACAGUGCCAGCUCUGCACACAGCCAUUAAUGCCGACCCCCUGUUUGGCACUUUGAGAGAUGGAUGUCAUCGACUCCCCAAGAUUAAGGAAACCACAGCUUUGACAGAGCCUGGGAAGGAGAGACAAGGAGGAAUGCCUUCAGCUUGGUCUCAAUAUCCUGAAGCCGAUCCCAUUCUGCUACCAUCAAACAUUCACUCGGAAUCAAAGGUGCCAAUUCCAAAUCAAGACCCUAAUGAUUUGUCCCAAGCAAACCAGGCAUAUGGAGAGGCUGUGAGCUGGCGGCCACCAGAUCUCAGAGGGGGGAGCCUCAGGACACCCCCCAGCCAGAGGGCUCUCAGACAUAGCAGCAGUGUCUUCACAGGAUCCGUAGAUUUGGAGACCUUCCGAGAGAGAACCAAGGGUUCAGUCAGCCUGAAGUGUCCGGGUAUCACAGAAGCACAGGAGGCCACUUGGGAGAGGCGAGCGGAACUCCCACUGGGGAAGAAACUCACCAAGAGUGUUUCCCAAAGCUCCAUGCACUUUAGUUCUGAGGGGAAGUUCCACAAAAGGUCCCCAGUGGCUCAUAAAGACUCAAAGCUCUAUAGGACAUUACCCUUGCGGAAGCUGGAGGGUAGCAAUUGGAGGUGCCGAGGACCUUUCAGCUACUGUUUCCUGAACCGGGGACAUGAAGAAGAUUGUGAUGAGGAUGAAGAAGAGGGAGAGGCCACUCUCCAGGUCUCUUGCCUCUAUCGGCCACAGAUGACUCAAGCCAUGUCGCAACCAACGAGCCCAUCGCUGGUUGUUGGGAUUCAGAAGCAGGGAACGGAGCUAUCCAAAGGGUCACUGCUGAAGGUCUGGGAAGAAGACCUGAAUGGCCCAGAUGACUUGGACUUCAGCAAUCUGGCUUUUGAUGCCCGGAUUGCAAGAAUAAAUAUCCUAAAGGAGAGCACAUAUGUAAUGCCCGAUGGGUUCCUCGAAGCCCAAAAUGAUGCCAACGAGCUGCUCUGCCUCAUCAGGGCAACCAGGGGGAAGAGAGAGGAGUCACGGCCCGAAGCAUAUGACCUUACACUUUCUCAGUACAAGCAGCUGUUGUCCAUUGAGUCCAGACAGUUGGGAAGUGCCUGUAGGAAGAUGGCGCUGGCCGAGAAAAGUGCAGAGGAGAUGCUCCUGGCUAUGACCUCCAGCUUCCAAGUGCUCUGUUGCCUAACAGAAGCUUGCAUGCGACUAGUGAAAGUUGUGAACUCGGAAACACAGCGGCAGGAAAUUGUAGCGAAGAUUGACCAAGUGGUCAUUAACUACAUUUGCCUCCUGAAAGCUGCUGAGGCAGCCACUGGGAAGACCACUGGGGAUCCUAAUGUUGGACUCUCGACGCGACAUUCAACCACCAUGGCCGCUCUCGUAAGCACACUAACACGUUCUCUCAAGAUGCUUUUAAAUAAAUAAAUCAAAAUGAAAAGUCACGUCAUAAUCUACCUUUGCAAAGCCAUACAUGAACUUUUAUUUACUUUCUGUGUACGAUGAACAGAUGUCUCCUUUCUUCUCUCUGUAUAUUUUGUUAUUUUAUAUAAAAUAGGAGAUAAAAGUUACAUUGACGAAAUGUUGAAAUGUCCUAAUCAGAUGUAUUCUGUUUAUAUUAUACAAAUAUAUACAUGUAAAAGGAUAUACAAGAAAGUGAUGACAUUUGGCUAUUUUUCAUAUAGUCAAAACUCCAAGUGUAUGAUAUGAAAUUUUAAAUUUUACUGUGUUAGAGCAAAACAAUCAAUCCUAUCCCCUCUCCUUCCAAGCAGAUACUUGGAGAAGAUAUUAUUCAUAUUUAGAAGUAAAAACCAAAAGAAAAAAAUAGAGAUCACAAUGUAUAUAAAACAGUAUUUAUGUUUUAAAAUUAAGAUUUUUAAGCAUUGGAAAUAGCAAAAAGACAUUUAAAAUUCAAGAAGCUAUUAUGAAUUACUAGAGAAUAUAUAUGUAAUAAAUUAAUUUUUUGCUCAUAGUGUUUGGUUAUUGGAUGCUUUCUUCCAAGAAUCACACAUAUUUAAUUUUGGUUUAUGUUAUUUGGGCCACAGAUGGGUGGGGGGAGUGGAUUCUACUGUGUCCACGCAAAUGCUCUUCACAGUAUCCCUGGAAUUAAAAAGCUUUCCAAACCAAGAACAGAGGGAAUGCUGGGCAUUUUCCUAGGUAAUACCUAAGGUUAUGACUAGCCUAAUUACAUAAAGUGAAUAGAAUUGAUAAUACCAAAAUUAAAUGAUUUGAUAAAAAAAGAAAUCUGUUUUAACUAAAUGUCAAAAAUACAUAAACCAAAGACAUUAUCUUCUCCCCACCCCAACUCAGUCAUGAAGCCUAAAAUUUCCUAUAGAGUCUCAGAACAUUUAGUGGCAUAUUUGCAAAAUUACAAAAACAAGGAACAUUGAAUGAUUAAGAAAAGUAAGCAGAGACCCAGUAAUGUUGACCAGCUGUGGACCAGCACCAAGGAGGGAAGUCCUGCGCCACUCUUAGUGGGGCUUCAUGCAGCACCUUCUCCAAGAACCAAGAGCUGCUGACCAAACUUGGAAUUACAGCCUAAUAGCAGGACAAGAUUUCAAAUCUGGAAUAUUCCAGAAAAUCAAGAAGAGAUGGCUACUCUAAUAGUACAGGCCAUGAUUAAAUAUAGUAUUUCUUAAAUAAGCACUUAAUCUGGAUUUGCAGAUACAAAUAUGAAAUCUGGAGGGAAAACACCCAACAACAGUGAAUUUGACCAUUUCUGGUGAAAUCAAUGGGCUGCAAAAUUUUCAGAAGUGCCAUCUCUCUAAAGACGUUUUGUUUGACUUUGGGUCAAAACAAAAGGAUGCAAACUCUGCAAUUAUGAAAUAAAUUUGAUAUGUACAUAUGUAUUUCCUAGGUCAUUCAGUGUUCAGCUGUACAGACUCCAAUUUGUGUAGGUGGCUCCUCAGAAUAUGACAGUAGUGUACCAAGUACAAUUUAUUUCCAUUUUUGUAGCCUACUGCCAGGAGACAUCACACAGUCCACAGUUGUUAACUCUUGCUAGUCAGCCAUUCCACAGAGACUCAAUAACAAAAGCUACACCACAUGUUUAUAGACAACUGCAAACAAAAGAGUUUUAGGCAUGUAUUAUCAUAAAUAAUGUUUAAUUAAAUACUAAAACAUUAUUUCAUUACAAUUAUGACUAUAAAUAUUGGUGUUUUGAUAUUGAGAGCUAUUAGUGGUGUUUACUGUGGAAAACUUUAGUAAAUAUUCUGUGUACUAAAAUACUAACAUAUUAAUAGGAUGUGUGCUCUGUGUCAGACAGUAUGCUAAACAUUAUUACAUAUAUUAUCUCAUUCAGUCGUCACGACAAGCUUAUGGCUUGGACACUAUCAUUAAUUCCUUCUGAGGCAAUGUGGUUUAGUAAAAAGGAUAUGGAGUUUGGGGUCAGAAAUAUCUUGAUUAAAUUUUGAUUCUGCCAUUUUCUACCCCUGUCAUCUUGGGAAAGCUAUUUUUUUCUAAAUCUCAGUUUCUUCAUGAUAAAAUGGAAAUCAAUAGUAAGAUAUAUUUCCAGAGGGUUGUCACUCACAAGUUUUAAGUAAAAUUAUGUAUGUAAAGUUUUUACCAAAAUACCUGGUGGAGAAUAAGUACUCAAUGUUAGCUAUCAUAAUCAUCAUAAUCAUUGUAUUAAAUAUAUCAACCAAGAUAACAUGUGGAGGAUGUUUGUUUUAUAUGCAUAUUGUACCCUGACGUGUGCAGAACACAUUAUGUGAAUUGCAUAUAUAUAAAAGAAGUGUGCAAGGAAAUGAUGAUUUUCUUUUUGCAAAUUGCAUUUCUAGUUACAGCAAUGUCCUAAUCCAUUCCAGUUUUUUGAAAAGCCUCAGGGAAAUGACUCUGGGUCUUUCUAAUCAAUUUCCCAUUACCUAUUGCUGCUCCACUAAGUUUCUGUUUCUUAUAAACAAAUUCUUUACUACUCAGAAAACCUUAAGGGGCUCCCCUCCCUUUGACUAAGCAUGGGGCUCUUAAUCGGGGUCCGGGUCUGGUAGAGGAUAAGAAAAACAGAACGAUACCUGUGCUUAUUUUUAUCUAGCUUUUUUAUGUUUGUGUAUGUUUUAUAAUGGCAUAAUAGUACAGUGGUACAUGUACAUAAUUUUAAAUAAAUAAAUAAAUGAAUAAAUAAAUAA